Messenger RNA from Phlebotomus argentipes, 632 nucleotides. RefSeq names its product zinc finger matrin-type protein 5. The record is from RefSeq and is a predicted model, not a curated record. The coding region runs from base 111 to 632 and encodes 173 amino acids. Gene Ontology annotation, molecular function: nucleic acid binding; zinc ion binding. Gene Ontology annotation, cellular component: U12-type spliceosomal complex. Lineage: Eukaryota; Metazoa; Arthropoda; Insecta; Diptera; Psychodidae. The transcript is spliced from 2 exons.
AAGAAUCAAAAAUGCGAAACGCCACCUAUCAUUUUGCACUGAAAUUACAUUUAUCCAAGUUGUUUUGACAUUUUGCAGUUUGUUUUGUUCGUCAGUGUUUAUUAUUGGAAAUGGGGAAAAAUUACUACUGUGACUACUGCAGCAAGUCAUUCAAAGACAUCCUGGCCAUGAGGAAAAACCAUCUCAAGGGUUUGCAGCAUCAGAGAGCCAAAAGCGAGCACUAUGCCAAGUACAAAACUGUUAAGGAGAUUUACAAGGAAGAGUCCAGGAAGAAGACUUGCAAGCGCAUCUUUGAAGGACAGCCUUGUAAUUUUGGCAGCCAAUGCAGAUUUAGUCACUUCACAGCAGAACAACUUGACCAAAUGAGGCGCCAAAUUGCUGAGACGGAAGCCGCUGAAAACAGGACGAAUGAAUUCAAUCCUGAAGCCAUCAGUAAGAUCCUGAAGAAAGCCUCGGAGAAGAUUCUAUGGGAUAAAUGCUCAGUGAAGCCCUUCUGGUCUUAUCCUUAUGACAUGGUCGAAGGUCUCGAAUUGCCUCCGUCACUCCAGCCAAUUGAUCCCAAACUUCUGCCGGAAAAGCCUGAAGACUGUGAAAGCCUUGGCGAAAGUGAAAACUACCCAUCAGUUAGGUAA